Colossoma macropomum (tambaqui) is the source of this 3529-nucleotide messenger RNA. Its product is annotated as rap1 GTPase-GDP dissociation stimulator 1. Gene Ontology annotation, cellular component: cytosol. Bases 400 to 2082 code for a protein of 560 amino acids. Lineage: Eukaryota; Metazoa; Chordata; Actinopteri; Characiformes; Serrasalmidae. The transcript is spliced from 14 exons. Gene Ontology annotation, biological process: positive regulation of GTPase activity. Gene Ontology annotation, molecular function: guanyl-nucleotide exchange factor activity; protein binding. The record is from RefSeq and is a predicted model, not a curated record.
AGAGAGAGAAAGAGGAGUGCAAGAGGGGAGAGAGUGUGUGGAGGAGAAGCGGUGAAUGGGAAUGACGUGAAACGGCAGGAAUAAGGAGAGAGCAAGGGAUAGAGAGAGACAGAGAGAGAGAGAGAGAGAGAGAGAGAGAGAGAGAGGAGGAAUGCGCACACAUGCAUCAGUGCACGAGAUCAGUGUGGCUGUGCUGACUCAAGAGCAUCUAGAGGCUGGAGUCUGCUGUCCUGCCUGAGGGAGGGCUGCCUCUCUUCUUAUACACCACACGCAGCUGCAGAGCGAGUGUGAGUGAGAGAGAGAGAGAGAGAGAGAGAGAGAGUGAGAGAGAGAGGGGGAAAGAGAGACGGACAGACAGACACGGGGAGACACUGAGGAACACUCAGUCUACCAGCAGCCAUGGCAGAUACGGACUCUCUGGCUGAAGCUUUGAAGGCUAUCAGUGUGAGCACAGAGCUGAUAGAGGAGGAACUGAAGCCUCAUAUGGACACCCUGCUGAACCUCCUACUGGAGAAGAAAAAGGGCACUGCAGAGCAGAUAGCCUGCAGUGGAGUCCUGCCCACCCUGGCCCAGACUCUGAGGAAUAAAGGCUCACUCAUAUCACAGGUGGCUCUGCUGGUGGCUGAGAUGGCCAGAGAAGCUGCUGUGAGAGAGAGGUGCAUUGAGGCUGGGCUGGUGACCGCUCUGGUUCCUCUGCUGAACAGCUCUGACCAAGACCUGCUGCUGCACACCGGCCGAGCCAUCGGCCGCAUCUGCUUCGACAACACUGUGCAGCAGACUCAGCUGGUGAAGAGCGGUGUUAUCCCCAGGCUGGUGGCCAUCAUGCACCAGUACCCAGAGAAUGACCCGCUGGUCAACGUCUGCCUGCUGGCCCUGUGUAACCUCGCUGAUAUGGAUGCAGCAAAAGACGCAUUAGCAGAGGUGGGCGUGGCAGAGGUCCUGACUACCCAGCUAAAGAGGGCCCCAGAUGCAGAGCGCCGCCACCUUAUUCUGGAGGUGCUGGGGUCGCUGGGAGAGAGUGAUGCCCUGAAGCUCCAGUUUGUAGAGGCGGGGGUGCCUGACGCUCUCUCUGAGAUGAUUCGCAAAUUGCAGGGUGACUCUGACCCACAUGACCUCUGCAGUAUAAAAAUAGCUUCCAACCUCAUAGUGACGCUGCUGCUGGGGGACGAAUCAAUGCAGAAGUGUUUUGGAGAGGGGACAGGGAGCAUAUAUCAGGAUGUUCUGUCCUGGCUGCAGUCUUCUAACACUCAGCUUCAACUGUCUGGAGCGCUGGCCAUCGCCAACUUUGCCAGGAAUGACAGUAACUGUGUGAAGAUGAUGGAACUAGGGGUGGUUCCUCACAUCCUGGAUUUGCUGGAGCAUCAUGUAGAUGAGGGUGAUGUGUCUGUGCAGCAUGCAGGCCUCAGUGCUCUCAGAAAUCUCGCCAUACCAGCAUCAAAUAAAGUGCGCAUGCUGGAGGAUGGGGUAAGCGAGAGGAUCAGGACACUGCUGCGCUCUGACAUGCCCCCUGUCCAGUUCAAACUACUGGGGACCCUGCGCAUGAUGGUGGAUGGACAAGAGGAGGCUGCAACAGUGUUGGGGAAGGAUGAGGUGCUGUUGGCACGGGUUACAGAGUGGUGUGAAGCAAAAGAUCAUGCUGGAGUCAGAGGAGAGGCCAAUCGGCUUUUAGCAGCACUUAUCAGACACAGUCGCUCCCCAGAAGUCAUCCACUCUGUCAUCAAGGCAGAUGGGGUCCAACACCUCAUCUCUAUGGCAACCAGUGAACACGUCAUUAUGCAGAAUGAAGCUCUGGUGGCUCUAGCCAUCGCGUCUGCAAUAGACAUCGAGGCGGUGCAGGAGCCGUUCCGGGAUGCUGAUCUGUUACCCACCCUGCAGAAGAUGCUGGACGACCCUGUCGGGGCAGUGGAGGUCAAAUUUAGCACAUUGGGCCUCAUCUGCAGCCUGGCCAACUCCAGCAUGCUGAAGGAGCAGAUGGAGGCACUGAACCUGAAAGACUCCCUGUCCAAGCUCUCCAGUCACACCAGCACCAAGCUGGCCUCCCAGGCAGACACUGUGAUGGCUGUGCUGUCGGAAACCAGCUAGAACAACUGUCCCAACUCUCUGAUUAACAGGACUACUGACUCCAAGCACACGCGUCCCUUUCAUACACUACUAACCAAUCCAGUCCUCCAUUCUAUCAGACCAAAGCAAUCAGAACUAACUAUGUGCCCAGCAAUGAGCUCAGCAGGAAGCAGGGUGAUGUCAUUUCUGGAGAGGAAUUUGAUUGGCUCAUGAAUGAAACAUCAUUCCAUGGCUCAUUCCCUGUCAGCUGACCUGUGACCACUUUGAGGACAGAUGCUAAGGGUGCAUCUCAACGAGGUUAGCGUAAUCUGUGUAAGAGCAAGCUGUUGGCUCUCCAUAAAGUCCAUGAUUUCUUUAUCUCCAGAACACUGUCAAGAGGAAAUUAAUCAUUUGCAAGAUAACUGGUCUGCAUUGCCAUAAUAUACAUACACAGAAACAUACUAUUCUGUCUUCAGUUAUAUGCGGCUUAGGUUUAGCAAAGCAGCGGUAUGGAAUUAUAUGUGCUAAUUUUCCGGUACUGAUAUCUCUCCUAGUUUUUUUUGCUGGAGUGAGUGUUAAUCUUCUGUAAAUAUGUUAGUCCUUCUCAGUUCCCACACAACAUAGUAUAUACUCCUCUAUACUCCUCAUUCAGCAAAGCACAUGAACUCACAAGAGUUCCUGCAUUUACAUGCAAUGUGGAAUGUGAUUACAGUUCUUGCCUGAGAAAAGGAAAUGCAUCUCAAAUUGCAAUACUUAUAUCCUAUAAUUACUGUAUGAUAUUUAUAUCAUAGCUGGCCUUACUAGUGUCUGAGUGAUUUUGUUGAUGCAGAUUCUUUGAUCAUGUUGAUCAUUUUACUAGCUGAACAUGAGCACAACAAAAUACAUAACUUCUUAGCAAUAGCAAGACACAUAUCAAGAGCUAAGCUUAAGAUUCUCUAGUUUAAUAUAAAAAUAUAUCGUUAAUAGCAAUCAUUGAUGCGUAGCAAGUGGUGUGACUGUGCUAUGGGUUUUAUGCAAAUCUCUGUAUGUCUGACUAAAACAAGAUGACUCUGUCACUAAUGCUUUCUCAAUUCUUGACAAGGAAAAUCCUCCGACGACUGAUAAGAUAACGAAAUUUGCCAUUGCUUUCAGCCGGGAAUGCACUUUGCCCAGGUCAUGUAAGUGCAGGCUGUGUGCAGGUCGAAGAGAAGCAGCUGGUGGAGCUGAGUGGAGAAGCGUUAUCUAAUAAAAUCAGAGGAAGCACAAUGACUGGCAUGAGGACAGACUUUACCUGGUGCUGCUGACCUGCUGCAUCUCUGCUUUUCUCAACAGCAAUUCAUUACAGCGACUUUAUCAAGCACUUCACAGCUAGAUAACUGUAAUAGCACAAUCUCUGUCUGUUCUUGAUAAUGGGUGUUGAAUUGAUUUUUAAAUUGACUAUUUCUGGUGUUGAAAAGUGUGUGGCUUACCAGAAGAGCCUGUUUCUGGCAAUAAAAAUGGAACAGCUGAA